Trifolium pratense (red clover) is the source of this 1671-nucleotide messenger RNA. RefSeq lists its product as uncharacterized. Gene Ontology annotation, cellular component: Golgi apparatus. The record is from RefSeq and is a predicted model, not a curated record. The coding region runs from base 300 to 1484 and encodes 394 amino acids. Gene Ontology annotation, molecular function: UDP-xylose transmembrane transporter activity; antiporter activity. Lineage: Eukaryota; Viridiplantae; Streptophyta; Magnoliopsida; Fabales; Fabaceae. The transcript is spliced from 6 exons.
ACACUUGUUCACAUCAAAUGUAAUAAUAUUCUUUUAGUAAAACACAAACCAAAUUAAAUAUACUUAGCUUCCCCUUUUUCCUUUUUCCCCUUUUUCUUUUUCUUUCAUGCAUAUCAAAACCUCAUUGAAGAUUCAUUCAUUGAUUGAUUGUAUUUUAAGCAAUCUGGCCUAAUAAUUCAUAUUUAUAAGAACCUUUUACCUUUGCAAUUCUGUUUUGUGUAAUCGGAACAGAAUUGUGUAUAAUAAAUAAGCAUUUACAUUAGGUAUGUGAUCCAUGUCCAUGAAUAACUUUCUUUGUUAUGGGGUGGUUGGACUCACUGUUGGGAAAUGGAAGAAAGUUUAUCAAAAGAAAAGACAGUGAUGCUGGUGAACCAGGUAAAGCACUGGAAGAACUAAGAUCAUCUCUUUACAAUGAGCUCCGAACCUCAGAAGGAGCCAAGCGUCAACAACAAAGAUAUUGCGGACCACCGGUCGCAUUAUCUUUCAACUUCAUGGUUGCAGUCGGUAUCAUCAUGGCAAACAAAUUGGUGAUGGGGAGAGUUGGUUUCAACUUCCCAAUAUUUCUCACAUUCGUUCACUACAUCACGGCAUGGAUUCUCCUUGCAAUUUUCAAGGCACUCUCGGUUCUACCGGUGUCUCCUCCGUCUAAAACAACUCCAUUCUCUUCUAUAUUUGCACUUGGUGCUGUUAUGGCUUUUGCAUCUGGUCUUGCAAACACAAGUCUCAAGUAUAACAGUGUUGGUUUCUACCAAAUGGCCAAGAUUGCUGUUACUCCAACAAUUGUUCUGGCAGAGUUCAUACUCUUUAGAAAAACAAUCUCUACAAAAAAGGUUUUGGCAUUAGCUGCUGUAUCAGCUGGUGUAGCAGUUGCAACUGUGUCAGAUUUAGAGUUCAAUUUAUUUGGUGCUAUAGUUGCAAUUAUAUGGAUAAUCCCAAGUGCCAUAAAUAAAAUUUUAUGGUCUACUUUACAACAGCAAGGAAACUGGACAGCUUUGGCAUUGAUGUGGAAAACUACACCUAUCACAAUUUUCUUCCUAGGGGCAUUGAUGCCAUGGAUUGAUCCACCAGGAGUCCUAUCCUUCAAGUGGGAUGUAAACAAUUCAUCUGCAAUUUUGAUAUCUGCUCUCCUUGGUUUUCUGUUACAGUGGUCAGGUGCCUUGGCAUUGGGGGCAACUUCUGCUACAACUCAUGUUGUUUUAGGUCAGUUUAAGACCUGUGUCAUUUUGUUGGGAGGCUAUCUGCUAUUCAAAUCUGAUCCUGGGAUUGUCAGCAUUGGCGGGGCGGUCGUUGCUCUCACAGGAAUGUCGGUUUACACAACGUUUAACUUGCAAGAGUCUCAAGAAAAUGCAAACAAGCAGCUUCCAAAGCAUAGUUUGCCUUCACCAAAGCCAAAACCAGCUAUGCCUUCACCAAAGCCAAAACCAGCUAGUGAAGACAGCAAAGAUUUGAGUGUAAAUAUUACCCACAAUAACAUUGUUGUGUGAGUCAUAUAACCUAUGACAUAAAUGAAUACCACAACCAAAUUCUUCAAACACUCAUUUUACAUCCUUUAGUUAGGCAAUUCAGGUUCAAUUCCACUUUGCAACAAGGUUUUUUGUAUAGACAGAUCAAACAUAGUAUUCAGUCAUUGAAAAUUUCAUAAUAGAUUAUUUUGGAUGGAUUUUUCUCAAA